AUGAUACAGGACAUGUUGUGGAGAAGUCGGACAUCCGCAAAGCAUACAAAUUCGGAGGCGAACAAGUCACAUUCACGACUGAGGAGCAACAAGCGCUCAGGAACUUUGGUGAUCCCAUCAUCCGAAUCAUCGGAUUCAAGCCCCUCUCUGCUCUGCCUAUCUGGGCCAAUGUCAAGCACCCUUCUUUUAUCUACCCUUUCGGAAGAAGACUACAUCGGCUCGGCUCGCGUUUUCUCAGCACUCCAUCAAAAGCUUCUUAAGGAUCAAAAGCUGGCUCUUGUCUGGUUUAUCCCUCGCAAGAAUGCUACCCCAUGCUUGGCUGCCAUGGUUGCUGGCGAAGAAAGAGUGGAUGAAAAUGGUGUACAAAAAGUGCCACCAGGCAUGUGGGUGAUACCUCUCCCGUUUGCCGAUGACUUGCGACAGAAUCCAGAAUAUGCCCGACAUGCUCCCGCGGAUGAGCUAGUUGACGCGAUGCGCAACGUCAUUGGACAGCUUGAGCUUCCAAAGAAAGUCUACGAUGCUCAAAAAUAUCCAAAUCCUUCUCUUCAAUGGCAUUAUCGCAUCUUACAGGCUCUGGCUUUGGACGAAGAUGUUCCCGAAACUCCAGAAGACAAAACUAUCCCCAAGUUCCGACAAAUCGACAAGCGUGCCGGCGACUAUGUUAUGACGUGGUCCGAACUGGUCGAUGAGAAUGCGAAAAGGAUGUUUGGUGGAACUGCGGCGACAAAGUCAACCCUGGUCAAGCGAGGACCAAAGGAUCAAGCAGGAGAUUCUGGGGAUCCUCCAAGCAAGCGAGUGAAGCUCGAGAGUGGGACCGCCAACCUCGAUGACGAUGUCAAAAGGAGUUUUGAAAGGGGUGCGGUCGCUAAGCUCACUAUGCCCAUUCUGAAGGAGUUCCUGACCGCUCAUGGCCGUGCCACAGCUGGUAAGAAGGCCGAUCUCGUUGACCGGGUGGAACAAUUUUUCGAGGAGAAGAUCUGA
Messenger RNA from Penicillium manginii, 981 nucleotides. RefSeq lists its product as uncharacterized. The transcript is spliced from 4 exons. Bases 1 to 981 code for a protein of 326 amino acids. Lineage: Eukaryota; Fungi; Ascomycota; Eurotiomycetes; Eurotiales; Aspergillaceae. Gene Ontology annotation, molecular function: DNA helicase activity; double-stranded DNA binding; telomeric repeat DNA binding. Gene Ontology annotation, cellular component: Ku70:Ku80 complex. The record is from RefSeq and is a predicted model, not a curated record. Gene Ontology annotation, biological process: cellular response to gamma radiation; double-strand break repair via nonhomologous end joining; telomere maintenance.